CUUUUAUCAUUUCUUCUCUUGAUGAUAUCCACCUCAAAUGGAUGCCUACUUUUUCCUCUGCUCUCUUUUCAUUACCAUCUUCAUCCUUUGAUUUGUACCCCCAUAGCUUACUGUAAUGAUGAUGAUGAUGUUGAUCAGAAGUAUCUGACAUGCAAGAGCACCUACAAUUGUGGAAUCUUAAAAGACAUAGGCUACCCUUUUUGGGGCAAUGGCAGGCCCCAAUUCUGUGGCCACCAAGGUUUUGAACUCCUUUGUGAAGAAGGGCAGUACUCCACAAUGCAUAUUGGUGGACAGAAGUAUCAAGUACUGAAUAUAAGUCAUUCAACUGCCGCGAUAAUGACCAUAGUUCCUAUAGGGAUAUGGGGACAAGAUGCUUGUCCUGAGAAAUUCAUCAAUGUCUCCUUGAGCCAAAGCCUUUUCACGUUUGCUCCAUCUGCUCGGAACCUCUACUUCUUCUACGGUUGCCCUCCACAAAUAGAUAACAUGCUUGUUCGGAACAUAUUUAACUGCACCAUUGAUGGCGGUUGGCAGUGUUGGAGAAAUAGGGUAGAAAAUCUGCAAAUGGCUUCAAGGCGUGCUGCAAAUGCCACUUUUCUUUAGGCUAAUUUUGCCCCCAUCAGAUCUGAGAUACAAAAGGGGUAACCCGAAAUGCCUGUAGGAGACAAUGAAGUGCCUUGUUGAUU
Rubroshorea leprosula is the source of this 683-nucleotide messenger RNA. The record is from the annotation of a GenBank genome assembly. NCBI's taxonomy places the organism in Eukaryota, Viridiplantae, Streptophyta, Magnoliopsida, Malvales, Dipterocarpaceae.